ACUAAUCUGGCGAAGCCACUGGCUGACAUGUUAAGGACAAAACCUGAUAAACCAGAGCCGUGUUAUUGGAUUUGGAGAAAGUACAACAAUAAGCAGUUUCCGCAAGUCAGGAAUCUAGACAUCCUCUCCCCCACCAUUUCCCCUUCCCACCUCCUUCAUUAUAAAGCAGCACUCUAGACAGGAGGUCACUCAUUCCCGUUUGCCUGCAUUUGUGCUUUUUCUCCAGCAUCUGCGGUGGACCUGAGCACACCAUGAUUUUGGGGGUGCUCUUGGCCGUGGUUGGACUCAGCGGGGUCACAACUGGGAGCCCCAUUGUGACCGUCCCGCCUAACGCUGCAUCAGAGAAUUCUGAGAAGCCAACUGCAGUGGUUGUAGUCGAGGAGGCAAGAGAGGAGGUGAUGGAGACCGGAGAGCUCAACCCGAAUCACUACCCUGCUCAGAGGGCAGCCAAGGUGGUCCAGCAUUACCUGAAUACCCUACACGGCUCACCAUACAAAGUCUUUGGACUGCAGAAGGUCUUUCGGGCCUAUGCAGAGGAUGUGCCUGGCUCUGGGAGAAAAUAUCAGCUAGAGCUCUCUGUGCAGGAGAUGGUUAAGAAAACCACAGCAAACUGCGAGGCGGAGGUUAUAUUCCCUCGCAAGGAGGACCACCCUCCACUGCAGGUCCAUGUUUCAUCACACGAUGACCUCUUGAACAACAACGUGAGCCUUCAAGAAGAGACCUUAUUAUACCAGCAAUACAAAAGGAACCACAGCCUGCUAUUCGCACAAAACCUACCCGACAGUAACGGUCACAUUGAGCCUGAGCACAUUCCUUUCUGGCACCUUGGCGCCGUAGCGUCCAGCUUUGUCAUGCUCAGCGAAUCCACUGAAGACACUUUGUACAACAUGGCUCAAGUAGCCAACAUCACGCAGCUGGCAAGUAAUGACGACCCACUGAAGUUUGAAUAUGACGUAUUGCUGCAUGAAAUGGUGUCACAGGAGAUAAUUGCGUGGAAGAUGCUGGUCACCUGGUCUCCUUCAGAGGGAGUUAAAGUCCUGAAGAUGGAGAAGCGAGAAUACUCUGUAACUAACCUAAAAACUACACUCUUGUAAAAGGCACGUUAAUCCUCCAACUUGAGUAAUGGAGUGAGGCUGGGAGUACUAAGCAACGUUAACAAAUACAGUACAUAUUAAAAAAAAAAAAAAAUCAAUCCAAAAA
Molecule: messenger RNA, 1200 nt
Organism: Hippocampus comes (tiger tail seahorse)
Lineage: Eukaryota; Metazoa; Chordata; Actinopteri; Syngnathiformes; Syngnathidae
Gene: lxn
Product: latexin
Exons: 7
Coding region: 252-1094 (280 amino acids)
Molecular function (GO): metalloendopeptidase inhibitor activity
Source: RefSeq, a predicted model, not a curated record